CACUGAGAGAACAGGUGCGGGAAGAGACGUGCGCUUUGCGCACCGCACGCGGAGAAAAAAAAAGAAAAAAAAGAAAGAAAACACGCAUCGACUGAAUUUAUGCGACUCAAGUAGAAACGAACCAAAAGAGGGAGUCCAGACAGCAUAAGAGGCUUUGCUGGACGGACAAUAUCCCCGCAGACCGUGGACUGUACUCGGCUCAGAGAUGGACUCGAACUUAGGUUUACAGACGUGCUGCAGCCUCAGUUGGUCCAGUUUUGAUUCGGUGGUUAAUUAUCGCGCGCUCGGUCAUGUCGUCCACGUUCAACACGUUGCCUGAGCGCGAGGCUGCGGCGGGUCACCGGUUCACUCCAGCCAUAAUUUAGGAUGACACCGCCUGGUCAGACCUGCACCGUCUUGCCCCCGUUUCCUCGCCCCGUCUCCAGAGUUCACACACCUCAUUAGCAGCCGGGGGGGCUACCGACCGAGCGCCAGCGUCUCCGUGCGGCUGACACCCCGGCGAGGCGAUGCGGCGGUUCGUCUACUGCAAGGUGGUGCUGACCACCUCUUUAGUGUGGGUGCUGGUGGAUGUGUUUCUGCUGCUGUACUUCAGCGAGUGCAAUAAAUGCGACGACAGGAAGGACCGCUCGCUGCUGCCCGCACUCAGAGCAGUGAUAUCUCGGAGCCAUGAGGGUCCGGGCGAGAUGGGCAAGGCGGUGAACAUCCCCAAGGAUGACCAGGAGAAAAUGAAGGAGCUCUUUAAGAUUAACCAGUUCAACCUGCUGGCCAGCGACAUGAUAGCGCUCAACCGGAGUCUGCCAGAUGUGAGGUUAGACGGCUGUAAAACCAAGGUGUACUCGGACGACCUGCCCAACACCAGCAUCGUCAUCGUGUUUCACAACGAGGCGUGGAGCACCCUGCUGCGGACCGUCCACAGCGUCAUCACCCGCUCUCCCAGACACCUGCUGGUGGAGGUCGUGCUCGUCGACGACGCCAGCGAGCGAGACUUCCUGAAAAAGAAGCUGGAGAACUACGUGAGGACCCUGGAAGUGCCGGUGAAGGUCCUGAGGAUGGAGCAGCGCUCGGGUCUGAUCCGAGCCAGGCUGAGGGGGGCGGCAGCCACCACAGGGCAGGUCAUCACCUUCCUGGACGCGCACUGCGAGUGUACUGUCGGUUGGCUGGAGCCCUUGAUGGCUCGGAUCAAAGAGGACAGGACCGCAGUGGUGUGCCCCAUCAUAGACGUCAUCAGUGAUGAGACGUUCGAAUACAUGGCCGGCUCAGACAUGACUUACGGUGGAUUCAACUGGAAGCUGAAUUUCCGUUGGUACCCUGUUCCCCAGCGGGAGAUGGACCGACGCAAAGGGGACCGGACACUUCCUGUCAGGACUCCAACUAUGGCAGGAGGUUUGUUUUCUAUCGACAAAACAUAUUUUGAAGAAAUUGGAAGCUACGACCCAGGGAUGGAUAUCUGGGGUGGAGAGAACCUGGAGAUGUCUUUCAGAAUCUGGCAGUGUGGCGGCUCUUUGGAAAUUGUUACGUGUUCACAUGUGGGCCAUGUUUUCCGGAAAGCCACGCCGUACAGCUUCCCUGGAGGGACGGGCCAAGUCAUCAACAAGAACAACAGGCGGCUGGCUGAAGUGUGGAUGGAUGAUUUUAAAGACUUCUUCUAUAUCAUAUCACCAGGCGUAAUGCGGGUGGACUAUGGCGACGUCUCUUCCCGCAGGGCCCUCCGCGAUGCCUUGAAGUGCAAACCGUUUUCCUGGUAUCUAGAGAACAUCUACCCAGACUCCCAGAUCCCGAGGAGAUACUACUCACUUGGUGAAAUCAGAAAUGUUGAGACAAACCAGUGCCUGGACAACAUGGGAAGAAAGGAGAACGAGAAGGUGGGCUUCUUCAACUGUCAUGGGAUGGGCGGAAACCAGGUGUUCUCCUACACUGCAGAUAAAGAAAUCAGGACAGAUGACCUCUGUCUGGACGUCUCCCGUCUCAACGGACCCGUCGUCAUGCUCAAGUGUCACCACAUGAAGGGCAAUCAGAUGUUUGAGUACGACGCAGAGCGACUCACUCUGCUGCACACAAACAGCAAUCAAUGCCUGGACAUGCCGUCCGAGGAGGACAAGAUGGUCCCCACCCUGAGAGACUGCAGCGGCGGCCGCUCGCAGCAGUGGCUGCUCCGUAACAUGACCCUGAGCGUCUGAUCCCUCACCUCACCGCUCCUCCCCCCCUCUGCACCUUCCUCCUAACCAGGCAUGGCUCUCCUCACAGUCACCAGGUGGCUUUUAACACACACACACACACACACACACACACACACACACACACACACACACCCCGCCUCUUGCUACGACGGCCCAGGCAACAAACACAAGGAUCCGGCGGUCAGUGGCUUAUCUUCCAUUAAGGAGGCGUCUCCUCUUACAGCUCGCCAAAAGGUCCGGGAGGAGCCGCACCUGCCAUUUUGACAAGGCGACACGCUGUAGCUUUGGGGACCUCGUCACACCCUCGCCGGGGACGACUCCGUGUGGGGUCUGUGAAUGGAGAGCACUGAUAUCAAAGCGGCGGCGGCGGCUCUGUGUCGGACGCCCGCCGAGCCGCUCAGACCUCCGCUUACCCGCCAGGACAAACUAUUAAACAAAGGCGCUUACAUUGCAUUGUAAGUCACGUCUCCGCGACGGUCUGCUGAUGUUCAGGACCGUCCAGACGGCGCAUCUGUGUACCUGCUGCAGGUACAACCUGGAAACAUGUCAGCCGGUCGCUGUUUAUCCUGUUCCCAUAUGUGUCUGUUUUGUUCAAACACAAAGGAGGUCAUGCUGAUAAGAGAGCCUGACCGUGACUGGAUUUGUGAAGCAGAAUCUGAUGUUGAUAUCUGGGAGUUUGGAAAGAAAAAGAUGCUGAAGUGGAGGAAUUCUGCAUAUCAUUCACAGGUGUCUGAACGCGUUUUUAGUAAAUGUGACGACACCGCAAGCUGCUUGUCGGGGAUUUCAAACGCUGGCUGACGGUAUUGAUAUACAUAUAUUGACACUGUGUCAUCUAUUUGUGGUGCGUUAAUGAGAAAAGAGCAUCACGUAACAGUAUCACCUCACAGGAUAACCCCCCCUCCUCUGAGAGAAAUUAACAUGCUGUAGCAUCCGUGGAUCAAAACGUGUUUCUACUGAUUGUCAUCAGUUUGUAUUCAACUUGAGAAAUUAUGGUUAACAGUUAUGGAAGUUAAAUCUAGUCACACUGGAAGUUAUUAAUAUAAGCUGGGAUUAGUUGUUAUUAAUUACAGCAUUGGUCAAAUAGGUUUCCGAAAUAUUCUGAAGAGGCAUAUUUCAGUUGAGCUGAAUGGAUUUUUUAUUUUUUUUUGCUGUUGGUCAUGUUGUGUUGAAGGUUUCGAGAGAAA
Messenger RNA from Salarias fasciatus (jewelled blenny), 3361 nucleotides. RefSeq names its product polypeptide N-acetylgalactosaminyltransferase 13 (gene galnt13). Bases 507 to 2177 code for a protein of 556 amino acids. The transcript has 12 exons. Gene Ontology annotation, biological process: protein O-linked glycosylation. Lineage: Eukaryota; Metazoa; Chordata; Actinopteri; Blenniiformes; Blenniidae. Gene Ontology annotation, cellular component: Golgi apparatus. The record is from RefSeq and is a predicted model, not a curated record. Gene Ontology annotation, molecular function: polypeptide N-acetylgalactosaminyltransferase activity.